This is a messenger RNA of Drosophila teissieri, 2703 nucleotides long. It is a transcript of the gene Nsf2, whose product is annotated as vesicle-fusing ATPase 2. The coding region runs from base 70 to 2325 and encodes 751 amino acids. Gene Ontology annotation, molecular function: ATP hydrolysis activity; ATP binding. The transcript is spliced from 4 exons. Gene Ontology annotation, cellular component: Golgi stack. Lineage: Eukaryota; Metazoa; Arthropoda; Insecta; Diptera; Drosophilidae. The record is from RefSeq and is a predicted model, not a curated record. Gene Ontology annotation, biological process: SNARE complex disassembly; intra-Golgi vesicle-mediated transport; Golgi to plasma membrane protein transport.
CUGAUUGCUGAGUCAAUUCCAAGAUUAUAUUAUUAAAUUGAGCUAAAUUGAGCUGGAAAGCGCAGGAAAAUGUCGAUUGAAAUGGCCCACCGGAUGAGAGCGAUCAAAUGCCCCACGGACGAGCUAUCCCUGACCAACAAGGCGAUUGUGAAUGUGUCGGAUUUCACGGAGGAGGUCAAAUAUGUGGACAUCUCGACGGGACCAGGGCUGCACUUCAUCUUCGCGCUGGAGAAGAUCAGCGGGCCGGAGCUGCCACUCGGCCACGUCGGAUUCUCGCUCGUCCAGCGCAAGUGGGCCACGCUCUCCAUCAACCAGGAAAUAGACGUGCGACCCUACCGAUUCGACGCCAGCGCCGAUAUCAUAACACUGGUCUCCUUCGAGACGGACUUCCUGCAGAAGAAGACUACCACGCAGGAGCCCUACGACUCCGACGAGAUGGCCAAGGAGUUCCUCAUGCAGUUCGCCGGAAUGCCCCUGACCGUCGGUCAAACGCUCGUCUUCCAGUUCAGAGACAAGAAGUUCCUGGGCCUGGCAGUGAAAACCCUGGAGGCUGUGGAUCCCCGAACAGUGGGAGAUAGUGCACCGAAGACCCGGAACGUGCGAUUCGGUCGCAUCCUCGGCAACACGGUGGUGCAGUUCGAAAAGGCCGAGAACUCCGUGCUGAACCUGCAGGGCCGCUCCAAGGGUAAGAUCGUGCGCCAGUCCAUUAUCAAUCCGGACUGGGACUUUGGCAAGAUGGGCAUUGGUGGCCUAGAUAAGGAGUUCAACGCGAUCUUCCGACGCGCCUUCGCCUCUCGCGUUUUUCCGCCGGAAUUAGUCGAGCAACUUGGCAUCAAGCACGUGAAGGGUAUCCUGUUGUACGGACCACCAGGCACGGGCAAAACCCUGAUGGCCCGGCAAAUAGGAACCAUGCUUAAUGCCCGCGAACCCAAGAUCGUGAACGGUCCGCAGAUCCUGGACAAGUACGUGGGUGAAUCAGAGGCCAAUAUCCGGCGACUGUUCGCCGAGGCCGAGGAGGAGGAAAAGCGUUUGGGACCGAACAGUGGACUCCACAUCAUCAUCUUCGACGAAAUCGAUGCCAUUUGCAAGGCUCGUGGAUCCGUGGCCGGUAAUAGUGGAGUCCACGAUACGGUCGUCAAUCAACUGCUGGCCAAGAUCGACGGUGUAGAGCAGUUGAACAACAUUCUGGUAAUAGGAAUGACCAACAGGCGCGACAUGAUCGAUGAGGCCCUGCUGCGACCUGGCCGCUUGGAAGUUCAAAUGGAGAUAAGCUUGCCCAACGAGCAGGGACGCGUGCAGAUCCUCAACAUCCACACCAAGCGGAUGCGGGACUUCAACAAGAUAGCUGGCGAUGUGGACAACAAUGAAAUUGCGGCCAGAACAAAGAACUUCAGUGGCGCAGAGUUGGAGGGACUGGUUAGAGCUGCCCAAUCCACUGCCAUGAACCGGCUAAUCAAGGCGGAUUCCAAGGUUCACGUGGAUCCUGAGGCUAUGGAAAAACUGCGUGUUACUCGGGCCGAUUUUCUGCACGCCCUGGACAACGACAUCAAGCCCGCCUUUGGAGCAGCCCAGGAGAUGUUGGAGAAUCUGCUGGCACGCGGUAUUAUUAACUGGGGACCACCGGUCACCGAACUCCUCGAGGACGGAAUGCUGUCCGUGCAGCAGGCGAAGGCCACUGAGAGCUCUGGACUGGUGUCUGUUCUCAUCGAAGGAGCUCCAAACUCUGGUAAAUCAGCGCUGGCCGCGAAUCUGGCAAAGUUGAGCGACUUCCCGUUCGUUAAGGUCUGCUCCCCGGAGGAUAUGGUUGGAUUCACAGAGUCCGCCAAGUGCCUGCACAUCCGCAAGAUCUUCGACGACGCCUACCGCUCCACUUUGAGCUGCAUUGUGGUGGACAAUGUGGAGCGAUUGCUGGACUACGGUCCGAUCGGACCCCGGUACUCUAAUCUCACGCUGCAGGCCCUACUGGUUCUACUGAAAAAGCAGCCGCCAAAGGGCAGGAAACUGCUGAUCCUGUGCACUUCCAGCCGGCGAGAUGUUCUCGAGGAGAUGGAAAUGCUGCCGGCAUUCACGUCCGUCCUGCAUGUGUCCAAUCUAUCAACCCCUGAGCACGUCCUCGCCGUGCUGGAUGACACGGAUUUUUUCAGUCCCGAGGAGCUGCAGAGCAUUGCCAGGAAAAUGGCGGGCAAGCGAGUGUGUAUAGGCAUCAAGAAGCUGCUGGCCCUCAUCGAUAUGAUCCGGCAAUCGGAGCCCCACCAGCGGGUUAUCAAGUUCCUCAGCAAAAUGGAGGAGGAGGGCGGUCUGGACUUGGUGGCCAGAUCGCACUAGCUACCGCCCAUCGCCGAGCUGCGGCUUUCCAUUGUGGAGCUCAACGACGCCUUCUAAUUAACUUACAUUCCAUUACCAAACACCCAGGGUGGGUCGAUUUGAUUGAUGCAAUCUGGAAAGGUGGAGGCUUAACUAAAAAAAACCGCCGUACUUACAUUGUUUCGGGAAAGAAGUACACAUUUCACAAAUUUGACUUUCGAAAAGAAAAGAGAUUUACGUGAGAUAAAGUCAAAUUAAUCUUUUACAAAUUUUUUGAGUCUGACUUGCAUAGUGAGAUUGUAUAAAAUGCUAUACUUCCGAGGAACUUUGAAAUUAGUUGGAGUCAAACCUAUUAAACUGAAUCGGGGAUUCACUUAAAUAAAUAUGAAAUCAACUAAU